AUGACUCCGCAGAACAAUAUUUCUGCGGAGCCCUGGACUAAGUCCGACGCGGCUAGAAGAGGGCCAUGCAUGUUCACCGCCCGCCCCAGAUGCCGUGACUCAGCCACCGCUACUCUUAUCAUACCAAUCACAGCUCGUAGCUUUGGGAGACCCGCCGACUUCGGAUCUACUUCAAGGCCUAGGGAAAGAGGAAGUGGCAUGAAUCGAAUCGAAGCCUUCAAGCCAGACUCGGGUAAGACUCGCCGCUGGCAGGAGCAGGCUAAUUGUCAAGACUCGGACAAGGCGGGUGAUCCUGGAAGUGCGGAUCUUGGGCAGGAGCUUGGACGGCCAGUCCUGUCCCUGCAAACUCAGGCAUCCACUGGCGGGCCAAGUGCCAAGCGGGGAGAUCACAUGACAGGAGGAAGCACAUGCACGUGA
Penicillium maclennaniae is the source of this 417-nucleotide messenger RNA. RefSeq lists its product as uncharacterized. The record is from RefSeq and is a predicted model, not a curated record. Lineage: Eukaryota; Fungi; Ascomycota; Eurotiomycetes; Eurotiales; Aspergillaceae. The transcript has 2 exons. The coding region runs from base 1 to 417 and encodes 138 amino acids.